GCCCCAGGGUGCAGAGCUCUCCAUCGAGGACCAUGGCGAGGCUGAGCUGGGGAUACGGCGAGCACAACGGCCCCAUUCACUGGAACGAAUUUUUCCCUAUUGCUGAUGGUGACCAGCAGUCUCCGAUUGAGAUUAAAACCAAAGAAGUGAAAUAUGACUCCUCACUCCGACCUCUCAGUAUCAAGUACGAUCCUACCUCAGCUAAAAUCAUCAGCAAUAGUGGUCAUUCCUUCAGUGUUGACUUCGAUGACUCAGAGGACAAAUCAGUUCUGCGUGGAGGACCUCUCACUGGAAGCUACAGGUUGCGGCAGUUUCACCUGCACUGGGGUUCAGCAGAUGACCACGGCUCCGAGCACAUGGUAGAUGGAGUGAGAUACGCAGCAGAGCUCCAUGUUGUCCACUGGAAUUCAGACAAAUACCCCAGCUUUGUAGAGGCAGCUCAUGAGUCGGAUGGGCUAGCUGUCCUGGGAGUAUUUCUACAGAUUGGGGAACACAAUCCCCAACUACAAAAGAUCACUGACAUUUUGGAUUCCAUUAAGGAAAAGGGUAAACAAACUCGAUUCACAAAUUUUGAUCCACUGUGCCUGCUUCCAUCAUCCUGGGACUACUGGACAUACCCUGGUUCUCUGACAGUUCCACCUCUCCUUGAGAGUGUCACAUGGAUUGUUUUAAAACAACCUAUAAAUAUCAGCUCUCAACAGCUCGCCAGAUUCCGUAGCCUCCUGUGCACAGCUGAGGGGGAGGCAGCAGUUUUUCUGUUAAGCAAUCAUCGUCCACCACAGCCCUUGAAGGGCCGCAGAGUGAGAGCAUCUUUCUAUUAACAGCCGCCAUUGGGUCAACCCAGCUAGGAGCACCGAGGCGGCGAACAAAAGAGAACUCAGACACUC
Phodopus roborovskii (desert hamster) is the source of this 887-nucleotide messenger RNA. It is a transcript of the gene Ca13, whose product is annotated as carbonic anhydrase 13. Bases 33 to 821 code for a protein of 262 amino acids. The transcript has 7 exons. Gene Ontology annotation, molecular function: zinc ion binding; carbonate dehydratase activity. The record is from RefSeq and is a predicted model, not a curated record. Gene Ontology annotation, cellular component: cytoplasm. Lineage: Eukaryota; Metazoa; Chordata; Mammalia; Rodentia; Cricetidae.